Messenger RNA from Meloidogyne enterolobii, 414 nucleotides. Lineage: Eukaryota; Metazoa; Nematoda; Chromadorea; Rhabditida; Meloidogynidae. The record is from the annotation of a GenBank genome assembly.
UUCGUCUGAUCAUUUAAUUUUUAUUUUAUUACACAUUCGUCUCAUUGUAGUUCAAGCUCUAAGAUAUACUUAUCAACCGGAUAUCACCUCCUCAUUUAUGCCUGUUUGUUUGCCUAAGGUGCCAUUAUAGCGAGAUCAGAUUGUAUUUGUGAUAGAAUAUCUUUUUAUAAUUUUUUAGAUUUAACUCCUCAAAGUAUGCAAAAAUUGUUCCGUUCACUUUUCCUAAUUGUUUUUAUUGAAGUUGGAGGUUAUUUUCUUUCUUAUUCUGCUACAAUAAUGAUAAUUUAUUUAACUGAUUCUACACCUUUGAAACUAUUUUAUAUUAGCUUUUUAUCAAAUUUAUAUUUUAAUAUUGCAAAUGCUUCAAUUGCUCCAAUUGUUUACAUUAAUAGGUGGAUAAAUAGAUUUAAAUAA